Pyrenophora tritici-repentis Pt-1C-BFP is the source of this 1341-nucleotide messenger RNA. Its product is annotated as HAT (Half-A-TPR) repeat protein. Gene Ontology annotation, molecular function: snoRNA binding; protein binding. Gene Ontology annotation, cellular component: Pwp2p-containing subcomplex of 90S preribosome; small-subunit processome. Gene Ontology annotation, biological process: maturation of SSU-rRNA from tricistronic rRNA transcript (SSU-rRNA, 5.8S rRNA, LSU-rRNA). Lineage: Eukaryota; Fungi; Ascomycota; Dothideomycetes; Pleosporales; Pleosporaceae. The record is from RefSeq and is a predicted model, not a curated record.
AUGGCCGGCCCAAGUGACAAGGCGCGCUUCUACCUUGAGCAGUCGGCGACGGAGCUGAACGAGCUUGAGCGCAAGAAAAUCUUCACACGAGAAGAGAUCAGCUCCAUUGCAAAGAAGCGCUCCGAUUUCGAGCAUAUAAUCAAUGCCCGCGGUUCACAUCCUGAAGACUACAUGCGAUAUAUCGAAUUCGAGAAAAACGUCGACGCUCUCCGCCGCAAACGCAUAAAGCGCCUGGGUGCUCGAUACAAGGGCCAUGGACAGCGGACGAUAUAUUUUCUCUACAAUCGCGCGACGAGGAAAUUCUCGGGCGACCUCACACUAUGGAUGCAGUAUAUCGACUUUGCACGCAAGGACAAGGCAUACAAGAGGCUGAACGACAUCUUCACUUCCGUCGCUCGCCUUCACCCCACCAAGCCAGACAUCUGGAUCAUCGCCGCAAAUUACUUCAUGGAGACCCAGGCGGACAUUACGAAUGCGCGAAGCUACAUGCAGCGUGGCCUGCGCUUCUGCAAGAACUCGGAAACCAUGUGGGUGGAAUACGCCAAACUGGAGACCAUUUACGUUGGCAAGAUUGCAGGCCGGAGGAAGAUUCUUGGUCUAGAUGUUGACCGUACGAAAAAGGCAGAAACGGAUGAGGAUGGCGACGAGGAUAUGAUUAGGCUUCCAACGGUGACGGCAGAGGACGUGAACCCUAGCUUGAAGCAAAACGACGGUGUAGAUGAGGUUGCGCUGCAGAACCUGGCUUCUGCUCCAGUCCUCACAGGCGCUAUUCCGCUGGCUAUUUUUGAUGCAGCCAUGAAGCAGUUCCAGGGCAAGCCCAGGAUGGCCGAGAGACUCUUCGACAUGUUUGCCGAGUUUGAACAGCUCUCAUGCAUACCCCAUAUUUUGCAGCACGUGCUUGAUUACCUACAAGAGCAUUACCCGCACGCUAUCGAGACAGACAUCUGCAGGUUCCGCAUGCAACUUUUCGGCUGCAACGCUACCGGCGCAGAAUUGGCCGCCGCAUUAAGCCAGGCCUUGGACCUGAUAAGCGCUACCGUUCAGCAGCAUCCCAAUGAGAAGACCAGGGUCUCCGAAGUCGCUGUUCGCCAUCUGUUAUCUCUACAUCGGUUACUUGCGGAUGCCGAUCCGGGCUUGCACAAGGCAUGGCGUGCAGCCCUGCGGAAACACGUGCGAGGAAUGGAGCAUGGUGAAGGAAGCGGUGAUGAAAUUGCUAGCGUGGUCGAAUCAUUACGGAAUCAGGGCAAGAAGCAUGAGGCGGAUAUGCUGGCUCGGACAGGUAUCAAAUACUGGGCUGCGAAUGAAGGGCUGCAAAAAUUUGUCUCCGCGACGGAAAGGUGA